Messenger RNA from Lottia gigantea (owl limpet), 1758 nucleotides. RefSeq lists its product as hypothetical. The record is from RefSeq and is a predicted model, not a curated record. The annotation marks the transcript as partial. Gene Ontology annotation, molecular function: calcium ion binding. The transcript is spliced from 3 exons. Lineage: Eukaryota; Metazoa; Mollusca; Gastropoda; Lottiidae.
GAUGAUUGCAAGAGUCAGCCAUGUUCUAACAAUGGAACUUGUAUUGAUCUGAUUGGAGAUUUUACCUGUACUUGUCCCCAAGGUCUUACUGGUAAAAAAUGUGAUUCAGAUAUUGAUGAAUGUGCUGAGAACCCCAGUCUGUGUAGAAAUGGAGGAACUUGUAAAAAUACCCCCGGUAGUUACACUUGUUCGUGUAAAACUGGAUUCUCCGGUCGAAACUGUGAGACAGGUCAAGAUGCCUGUUUCAGUGAACCCUGUAAAAAUGGCGCACGAUGCGUUGCUGGUCGUAAUAGUUAUUCCUGCGAUUGUCUUCCUGGAUUUUCGGGACAGAACUGUUCUCAAACAUCUUGUACCUUGAACCCAUGUGCUAAUGGUGGAACCUGCUUGGUAAAUGGUAAUGGUUACUUCUGCUCCUGUCCAAAAGGCUUUACUGGAGACAACUGUCAGCUGACGCCUUGUGAUCCUUCACCUUGUACAAAUGGUGGUUCGUGUAUGGUAACCCAGGAUUCAUAUUUUUGUAGAUGCCCUCUCGGUACCGCCGGAAUCAACUGUGAAAUCAAACCUAACCCUUGUGCCUCUGCUCCUUGUCAACAUGGAGGUCAGUGCCUUGAUGGUCAGUUUGCUGGAUAUAAAUGUCGAUGUCCAGAAGGAUUCAACGGGAUCAAUUGCCAGGUAGUUGACAGAUGUUUUCCAAAUCCAUGUCAGAACGGAGCUGCAUGCUUCUCGGGAUUAACAACCUUUUCAUGCCAGUGCUUACGAGGAUUUACUGGUAAAACAUGCAAUGCUAGGAUCGAUCAAUGUACUUCUAACCCUUGUAAUAAUGGUGGGGAAUGUGUAACGAAGUCAACUGGAUAUUACUGUAACUGUGCCCCUGGUUUCACUGGUACAAACUGUAACGUCUUUACGCCAUGCUCAUCAGCACCUUGUGAAAACAACGGUAUCUGUUCUCCAAUUGACAAUGGUUAUUUCUGUUCCUGUAAACAAGGCUUCCGUGGCUCUAAUUGUGAAAUUUUCGAUCCAUGUAAUCAGAAUCCAUGUGAAAAUGGUGGACGAUGCUCUGCCUUUGAAGAUGGAUUCCAGUGUAGCUGUCGUGCAGGAUUUUCUGGACAAUUUUGUCAAGUCGCAUCUGGUUGCACUCUGAACCCUUGCUCUGGUGGCUCAACUUGUAUACCUGUAGGAAGUGCAGGUUAUCGAUGUCAAUGUCCAGUUGGACUGAGAGGUAGAAAAUGCGACCAAAUUGACAUCUGUGCCACUCGACCUUGUGAAAACGACGGAGUCUGCUAUGCAUCUUCAAGAGCCUCAAAAGGAUAUUCUUGUCAGUGCCUUCGAGGAUUCACCGGAGCCAACUGCGAAACCAGAGUCAUUAGUGUCCUCGAAUCAAAGUGUUCCGAAAAGCCAUGUUUACACAAUGGAGAAUGUGUCAUCAACUCCCAGGUUCCGGAGGGUUUCGUCUGCAGAUGUAAAGAAGGUUUUGAAGGCUCAAGAUGUGAAUCUCUUGCCCCAACUCCUCUACCAACUCCCGGCACGACUGGAGCUUGUUUAGCCUUACCAUGCCAGAAUGGAGGAUCGUGUGUUAAUCAAGGAACAAGCUACAGAUGUAAUUGCAUCAAUGGGUAUGGAGGAACGAAUUGUGCAUCUGCUAUCAAAACCUGUCCAUUAAGAUGUAAGAAUACUGGCGUGUGUUUUUUUGAUGAGAGAGGAGAACCAAGAUGUCGAUGUCCAAAUGCAGCUUCUGGAAUGCGAUGUGGUAGGUAUUGA